AUGUAUGAGGAACCCAUCGAGUCAACCGCAUUAGGAAUAUGCUUGGUGGACUAUGAACCUGAGACUGAAGAAUAUCAAUUAAUGUUAGCAGAUAUUGAUUUUAAAUAUGUUGGUCUUACUUUCGAUGAAACAUCUCUUUUACUGCUACCCCUGCUACAUUGUUACAAGCUUGCAACAUCAUCUACCGAUCAUCGGUUAAGAGAGAUGGAGAAGAAAAUUCAAUCGCUUGAAAAUACUAUAAGCGAAAAUCACAAAUCGUUAGAAGAUCUGAUUAAACAACAACAUAAUCAGAUAGAAAAUCAAAAUAAAAUUAUUGUUGAAUUAAUGGCUGAGAAUAAGGCUUUAAUGAAGUCAUUCUUGAAGCAACAGACAUCAAUCGCUUCAUUAAAGUCGCUAUUCCCAAUAAAGAGUGAGGAUGCAUUAAAGGAAGUCAACAGUAAUAUAAAAGUUGAAGUAAGGGAUCAAUAUGUGCCAACAAUUUCUAUAUUAUUGAAUUCUUCUGUAGAGAAGAAUUUGAAAAAUAUAUUGGAUGAAUCGGUCGUUCUAGAGUACAAUGUGGAUGGCACCUACGGGAAAAAACGACUUAAGGAUUAUGAUAAUUUAUAUUCUGUGCUUUUAGAUGCUAUCCCAAACAGUACAGGAUCGCCUAGUUGUGAAGACCAGCUAAGAAAGGCCAUACAGCUUCAAAAGAAGAGGCACUUUAAAGCAGCUUCAAAACUACAGCGUAAUCCCCUUAGUAAUCCCCAAAAAUAA
Molecule: messenger RNA, 753 nt
Organism: Teleopsis dalmanni
Lineage: Eukaryota; Metazoa; Arthropoda; Insecta; Diptera; Diopsidae
Exons: 5
Coding region: 1-753 (250 amino acids)
Source: RefSeq, a predicted model, not a curated record